Molecule: messenger RNA, 759 nt
Organism: Centruroides sculpturatus (bark scorpion)
Lineage: Eukaryota; Metazoa; Arthropoda; Arachnida; Scorpiones; Buthidae
Product: protein suppressor of hairy wing-like
Exons: 3
Coding region: 103-549 (148 amino acids)
Cellular component (GO): nucleus
Source: RefSeq, a predicted model, not a curated record
GACGUUUUAUCUAAAAUAUCAUCAGAUGACCCGAAGGUCACAAGACGUAAAUGUAAUGUGUGCGGAAUAGUUCUUUCCUCUUCCGAUGUGUUAACGGGACACAUGAGAACACACACCGGAGAGCGGCCGUAUUCGUGUAAUAUUUGCAACGAAACGUUUACAUUCAAAACUCAAUUAAAUAGACACCAGAAAAAGUUUCAUCCGGAAGGCAAAAUACUCACUAAGUGUAAAGAUAUAAAAGACAAUAUUAAAGACGUUAUAAAUGAGAGGAAAAGAAAAGAAUUUGAUCCCUGUUUUAGUGCAGCAAUCAAUUCCGACGAAGAACGAAAACAACGUGAAGAAAUCAUUUCUGGAAUGACGAGUGGCAUAUCACAUGAGCCUGAAGACAUCCAUAAAGACACUACCUUCGAAACACACGUGGUACCAUCGACAUUUUUCGAUCUGUUUCCAGAAGUAAGAAUCGAUCGAUAUGAAUUGAAAUGUGUCUUGUGUCAAGUUCAGUUUGACGACGAAGUUUCAAUGCAAGAACACAUGAAAAAGUAUCAUUAAAGAAAUUUGCAACGUUAAAAACGUUGAAAUCUUUCGAUUUUGUAAGAUUUCAAAUGAGUUUGAAAUUUAAAUUUUAGUGACGAAAUUACAUACGAUAUUUAACAUUCAAAUUGUAGUGAUUUAAAUCGAAUAUAAAUUACUAAUAAAUUCUCAAUUAUUUUCAUAAAUUUCAUACCUUUUGUUUUUGAAAAUUACUAAGUAAAAAUAAUU